Vigna radiata var. radiata (mung bean) is the source of this 916-nucleotide messenger RNA. RefSeq lists its product as uncharacterized. NCBI's taxonomy places the organism in Eukaryota, Viridiplantae, Streptophyta, Magnoliopsida, Fabales, Fabaceae. The record is from RefSeq and is a predicted model, not a curated record. The transcript has 2 exons. Bases 25 to 843 code for a protein of 272 amino acids.
UCAAAAGACAAUGAAAAGGCCCGAAUGGAUUUAGGUUUGUAUUGUAGACGAAAAGACUUGGAGCUCAAAACUCAUAGUAAUGGAAAUAUGUACAAGCCAAAAGCUAAUUAUACAUUUUCAGUUGACCAAUCAAAACAGGUCUGUCAUUGGUUGAAAGAUCUUAGGAUGCCUGACGGAUAUUCUUCUAACUUGUCAAGGUGUGUUGAUGUAAAUAGAGGAAAGGUCAUUGGGAUGAAAAGCCAUGACUGCCAUGUGUUUAUGGAAUGUUUACUUCCUAUAGCGUUUAGUUCUUUACCGGCUCAUGUUCUAAAUCCAAUUACAGAAGUCAAUCGUUUCUUCAGAGAUUUGUGUUCUACAACAUUGAAUAAGGACGACCUUCAGAAGAUGGAAGAAAAAAUUCCUUUCAUACUUUGCAAGAUGGAGAGAAUAUUUCCCCCCUCAUUCUUUGAUUCUAUGGAACAUCUCCCUAUACAUCUUCCAUAUGAGGCAAGACUUGGUGGACCGGUCCAAUAUAGGUGGAUGUACCCAUUCGAAAGGUUCAUGGGAUAUGCUAAACGUUCAGUUAAGAAUAAAGCUAGGGUCGAAGGAUCUAUUUGUGCAUCAUAUUUGCACAAAGAAACAACUCAUUUUUGUUCACACUACUUCAAGAACUUUAUGUUAACACCACAAACAAAUAGAAAUGAAGUAGACUUUGAAAUUGAAAGGACAACUUUAUCAGUGUUUGACCAAGGUGGUCGUCAUUCCGGGAGGGAAUCAACUCAUUGGCUAAGUGACGAAGAAUUGAUAUCAGCUCAUGUUCAUGUCUUGAUCAAUUGCAAUGAAGUUCAACCCUAUCUUGAGUAAGGCUCCUUAUAAAUUGCUUUUCUGAAGUUGUUGUUAUCUAUUAAAUUGACCGUGACCAAAUAACUCAUUCGUA